AUGUGGUUCCCAAAAAUCGCUGGCUUCAUUCUCGUAGUGUUUAUUCUCGUCUCUUUGGUGCGGUCUAGGCCGACUCCAGGACUGGGACACUUGCAUCUUCCGAUCCAUAAAAGCGAAAGUCGAUUGAGAAGUAAACUGAAAAGGCGUUCUUUCGCUGAGAUUGAGCUGCUCCAUGAAUCGGACGUUUAUUACUCUACCGUGCUGAACAUAGGUACGCCCGGUCAGGAGGUUUCUGUUGUUAUGGACACCGGAUCUGCAGAUCUGUGGGUAGCCAGCUCCUCCAACCCAUACUGUUUGAAUAGCGUACAGCUGAAUCAGACGUACAAUGGCGAGCAAAUUGAGCCUUCGAUUGAUUGCAGUGCUCUGGGAACUUUCGAUGCGAAUUCAUCUUCCUCCAUCAAAAAGCUGGAUAUUGGUCGUUUCUUCAUAAACUACAGUGAUGGGUCGUUCGCCGACGGGUAUUGGGCUAGCGAAAAGAUCUCCAUGGGCGAGAUCGAUGUUUCGGAACUGCAGUUUGGCGUAGCUGACUAUGCUACCGCCCCGAUAGGAGGAGUUCUGGGAAUUGGCUUUGCCCGAAGAGAGUCCGUUCGUGGUUACGAUAACGCUCCAGGGCGAUUCUAUCCUAACUUUCCUCAAGUACUCAAACAGGGGGGUGUCAUUGACGUUGUGGCAUAUUCGCUGUACCUCAGUGAAGCAGGCGGGGACUCUGGAUCGAUCCUAUUCGGUGCUGUGGAUCCUAGCAGGUACAUCGGCCCAUUGUACACUUUUCCCAUGGUGAACGAAUACCCUGAAGUGGUAGAUAAACCUGCCACUCUGGCGAUGACGCUGCAGGGAAUUGGCGCCAAAAGCGAUAGAAACUGUAAAAGUAAGACGUUUUCAACCACAAAACUUCCCGUGCUGUUGGAUUCCGGCACUACGUUUAUGAGCGCACCACCAGAGAUUGCCGAUGAGAUGGCGUCAUUCGUUGGCGCCACUUUUAGUGAAAACGACGGCGUUUAUAUUUUCCAGUGUCCUGCUGAUGAUGAUGACACAGAGUUUGUGUUUGAUUUUGGUGAUAUCAAAAUUGCAGUGCCAUUGAGAAAUUUCCUGCUGCUUCCGCCCUCAAAUGGUUACUGCGGUUUUGGCGUCAUGCCUGCUCCAUAUUCCAUGACACUUGGGAGCGCAUUCCUGUCAUCUGCCUAUGUGGUCUACGACUUGGAUAACUAUCUGAUAUCAUUGGCCCAGGCAAAUCAUGACGGCAGUUCGUCUCAGGACAGCUUCGUUAAAGUUGGCAAGCAGGGCGGGAUACCCGGUGCCACGAAAGCCACUGCUAUUGCUUGGGUAACAGACGAGCCAAUUGCAGUCGACUAUGACAUUUUUGCGAGCUCAAAGUCGUGCAACGGAGCUACCAGUCAAACAAAUCCCAGCAGUAGCGACACAUCGCAAACACUUUCGCCGGUGUCCACUAACUCACGGACGGCACCCGCAAAUGCCACGCUCUCUCUGCAAGUGGAUGCAACACCAGACUCAUCGUACAAUCUGCAAGUAGUAAGCAGUCGCUCAGUCAUAGUAAAGAGCGAGGAAAGUGCAACAGCCACCGGUGAUUAUGCAACCGAAGAAUACCGCAGCCAUCCACCACAGUACAUUACCGUUACAUGCACCGUAACGGCCAUCGAGACGAUCGUUUCGAGAAUCGACUGUCGCUCGAACGACUGA
This is a messenger RNA of Torulaspora globosa, 1695 nucleotides long. RefSeq names its product aspartyl protease BAR1 (gene BAR1). Gene Ontology annotation, biological process: proteolysis. Bases 1 to 1695 code for a protein of 564 amino acids. The record is from RefSeq and is a predicted model, not a curated record. The transcript has a single exon. Gene Ontology annotation, molecular function: aspartic-type endopeptidase activity. Lineage: Eukaryota; Fungi; Ascomycota; Saccharomycetes; Saccharomycetales; Saccharomycetaceae.